AUGUGCAGUUUAGCAGCUCGAGGUGAUAUUGAAUUACUCGAUGUUCUUCUCGAAGGUAACUACUCGCUUCAAACCACAGGCGCGGCUCUCCAGGCAGCUUCACAGGGCGGGCAUCUUGAGAUUGUCGAGCGGCUUCUCGCCACGGGCAAGGUCGAUGCCGACACGAAAGAUAACUACAACCGGACGCCGCUGUCAUGGGCCGCCGAGAACGGCCACGAGGCCGUCGUCAAGCUGCUGCUCGGUACAGGCAAGGUCGAUGCCGACACGAAAGAUAACUACGACCGGACGCCGCUGUCAUGGGCCGCCGAGAACGGCCGCGAGGCCGUCGUCAAGCUGCUGUUCGGCACAGGCAAGGUCGAUGCCGACACGAAAGAUAACUACGGCCGGACACCGCUGUCAUGGGCCGCCCGGAACGGCCACGAGGCCGUCGUCAAGCUACUGCUCGGCACAGGCAACGUCAAUGCCGACGCGAAAGAUAGUAUCGACGGCCGGACGCCGCUGUCAUGGGCCGCCCAGAACGGCCACGAGGCCGUCGUCAAGCUGCUGUUCGGC
This is a messenger RNA of Parathielavia appendiculata, 552 nucleotides long. RefSeq names its product ankyrin. Gene Ontology annotation, molecular function: protein binding. The record is from RefSeq and is a predicted model, not a curated record. The annotation marks the transcript as partial. The transcript has a single exon. Lineage: Eukaryota; Fungi; Ascomycota; Sordariomycetes; Sordariales; Chaetomiaceae.